Messenger RNA from Vigna radiata var. radiata (mung bean), 910 nucleotides. Its product is annotated as Werner Syndrome-like exonuclease. The record is from RefSeq and is a predicted model, not a curated record. Gene Ontology annotation, cellular component: nucleus; cytoplasm. The coding region runs from base 74 to 709 and encodes 211 amino acids. The transcript has a single exon. Lineage: Eukaryota; Viridiplantae; Streptophyta; Magnoliopsida; Fabales; Fabaceae. Gene Ontology annotation, biological process: nucleobase-containing compound metabolic process. Gene Ontology annotation, molecular function: 3'-5' exonuclease activity; nucleic acid binding.
CAUCAACAAAAAAACCCUGCAAGUUCCCUAUAGACAUUCCUCAACUCGAAUCAUCCCUCAACCUACACCAGCAAUGGGAACCUGCAUCGAGAAACAGCAUAAUAAAAAAAGAUCAGUAUCCCUCUAUAAAGUCACCAUUCACAGGCGUGUCAUCAAAACCAUGGUCACCUCAUGUCCCAAAGUGGUUUCUUCAUGGAUCAAAUGCCAUCUUCAAACGCCACGCAACUUCCAGAAGAAGGUGGUUGGCCUUGACAUUGAAUGGCGUCCAAGUUUCAGAAGGGGGGUUCAGAACCCUGUUGCCAUCUUACAACUUUGCAUCAAACACUGUUGCCUCAUCUACCAACUCUACCAAGCUUCUUCCAUCCCAAGGACCCUCUACAAAGCCCUUUGCAACCCCAACAUAAUGUUCACUGGGGUGAAGAUAUCUGCUGAUGCAAAACGGCUGAAGGAAGAUUAUGGGCUAGAGGUUGCACAUUGUACUGAUGUUGCUGCAAUGGCAGCUGAGGAGUUUGAUCACAAGGACUUCAAAAGAGCAGGACUGAAGACUUUAGUUGAGAAACUCAUUGGAGAGGAAAUUCAGAAGCCAAAGAAUGUUACAUUGAGUAAUUGGGAACUCAAGUAUCUCUCUUGUGGGCAAGUGCAGUAUGCUUGUGUUGAUGCAUAUUACUCCUAUAAGCUAGGGAAGUUUUUGAUUUUUGACAAGUGCUAAUCAUAGUUUGGGAAUAUUCGUAGUGAUUGCAUGUGUGUGUCAUCAUAUGAUUAUUGCAAUCUAUGAGUUUGGUUGAUAUGAGUGUGUGCAGUUGUUAUUAAUAUUGUAAUUGGUAUUUGAUGUGAUUCAAGUACUUGGAAACUAUAUCUUGAGUUGUACAUGCUUGGUGAUUAAUUAUAGCAUUUGUUUUUUUGAGUUUAA